AUGCAAGCUAGAUAUUUACCCAUAAAUUUCCAAGCAACGUCUUCAUUUAUUUGUGGUAUCAUUUUUGGAAUAUACGUCUGGUUUGAGUUUCACGGUCCGCUGAUCUUAAAGUGUAGUGACGAUGGUAUCACAGCCAUGCGGGCCUUUAGAGUAAAGAACAAGGCUAAAAGUGUAAACUUACCGGACUUGUCGGAAGAUAAGUUUUUGUUUAUUGGUAUAAUGACGGCAAGAAAAUAUCUCGACUCUCGAGCUUUCGCAAGCAGCCAGACAUGGGUGUCUCGAGUUCCAGGAAAAGUUGUCUACUUUCUUGGGGAAGGGGAAGAAUAUACAGGGGAUCUGAAUGUCAUCCAGUUGAAAGGUAUCUCGGAGGAGGAUUAUCCACCACAGAAGAAAUCGUUUGCUAUGGUUGAGUACAUGAAUGAACAUUUUGCCAAGGACUACAAGUGGCUGAUCCGGGCAGACGAUGACGUGUACAUAAAGGUGGACGAGCUGGUCAAAUUUCUGAAGUCAAUCGAUGACAAACAACUGCUGUAUAUAGGUCAACCUGGUUUCGGAAAAUCCACCGAACAAGGCAAACUAGGUUUGAAUGGCUCAUUCUGUAUGGGAGGCCCUGGGGUGAUCAUGUCGUCCAAGCUAGUGACAAGGGUCGCCCCACGGCUUAAGGAAUGUAUUAAAGUCACGGCCACAGAGCAUGAGGACACGGAGCUUGGUCGGUGCAUCACGAUCAGCACUGGGGUACAGUGCACAGUAGCGUUUCAGAUGAAAGAGCUGUUUUAUCAAAACUAUGCAGAAUUGGACUUACCAAACAGUUCUUUUAAAAAACCAUUGGGACGAGACGAGCUUCGGGCGCUGACCCUACAUCCGUUGAAAGAAUCAUCAUACGUGUUCCGAUUGGAGAAUUUCUUUAAUCAAAAUAUUUACCAGAGACUCACAAAGAGAGCAGCAGACCUGAAAGCUACACUUGAAACACUAGAUACCGUGGGACAGGGUACCGACAUGCUCGCCUUAAGUAAAGAUAAGAUUGUUAGGUCAUCUCAACCUCAACAUGAUGUCAAUAACAGCCAGAUCACUAAUUUAGAAGAUGAUGCUAACAAACGACCAGAUGUAGAGACCCGCAUAGAACAUAUCAGUUUGUUACCUAAGGGGAGAUCAAUUUAUCAAGGUCCAGACCAGCUUUGGGAAUUUAUUCGCUACAAGACAAUGUUCAGUGCUAAGUUGGAGACGGGAAAACUUGUGUUUCCAUUGGAGCACAAAGGUAGACGUGACCUGCACCAAGAGAUGGUUAAAUAUGCGAUGUCUUACCUCCAACAUCAAAGGAUGGCACCAAAUUUUGUCAAUACGACCUACCAGAGACUGUCCACCAACAGAGGAGUGGAGGUCUUGUUGUUCAUCAAGACAUGGAACAAGGGGAGAAAAUCUAUUCAACCAAUUUACUUAAGGAAACCAUUACGAAGUUUGUUUGUAGAUGUUAGAGAGGCUGGCGAGGAGAUGGGAAACCAAGAAAAAACAAUUUAUAUCCUUAUGCCGCUGUUUCGGAGGUCUUCGAUUUAUAAAAGAUUUUUGGGUAUGCAUGCGUCUGCAGUUAAGGGCUACAGAGGCAAGGUCCAACUAAGGCUGGUCUUGUUUGUAGAUGACAUAGGUGAGCACAAUCUAAUAACUACCAUGACGUCAUCAGCUCUGAGAAGCCACCCUCAUUUGGAUAUCACAAUCUUGUAUUUAGAGGGACCUUUCAACAGAGGCAAAGGUUUGAUGACAGCAUUGAGUGACCUCCCUAUAUCCUCUCUACUCCUCUUCAUGGAUGUAGAUAUGGAAUACUCCUCUCAUUUUCUUUACCGUGUCUCCAAGUAUACAGUCAUGGGCAGAAGCACAUUUUUCCCUAUUUAUUUUGUUCAUUAUAACCCAGAUUCUGUGUGUUACAAGCAAGAUGACUGUGAUACCCUACUCAACAGCCGACGUGAUGAAGUGGGGCUGUGGAGAAGUUUUAGUUUUGGCAUUGGUGCAGUUUACAAGGGUGAUUUAAUCAAAGCUGGAGGGUUUAAGACAGAUAUUGAAGGAUGGGGACUUGAGGAUGUUGAUUUCUUUGAAAAAUGUAUCACUGCUGGUCUGGAAGUGAUCCGAGGCUCAGACCCUUCCUUGCUUCACAGAUAUCACCCCAGAGAAUGCGACACGUCCCUUCCAGAAAAUCAGCUGCAACAGUGUGUAGACAGUGGUUCAGCCAUGCUGGGCUCAGUGAAAAGUCUGUAUCGUAUGUUGAGUGACUUCUCAAAAGAGGAUGCUGAUUUGAUAGGGUAA
This is a messenger RNA of Physella acuta, 2292 nucleotides long. Its product is annotated as chondroitin sulfate synthase 1-like. Gene Ontology annotation, cellular component: Golgi cisterna membrane. The record is from RefSeq and is a predicted model, not a curated record. Gene Ontology annotation, molecular function: glucuronosyl-N-acetylgalactosaminyl-proteoglycan 4-beta-N-acetylgalactosaminyltransferase activity. NCBI's taxonomy places the organism in Eukaryota, Metazoa, Mollusca, Gastropoda, Physidae.